AUGUCUAUUGAGAACAGGAAGUUGUAUGUUCUAUUUGAAAGUGCUGCUGGAUAUCUGCUAACAUCAGUAGAAGAAUGGGAACAAAUUGCCCAAGUAUCUGAGGCAGUUAUUGAAGCUUGUAAUGAUCCAAUGAGAUUUGGUCAAGUUGUUCACUUCACAGCAUUUUAUCCAUUCCAAACGGCUGAAGUAGCUUUGGAAAAUAUUCAAGCUAUCCAGAAUGGAACUAUUUCAGAUCACCUGAGGACUUUCCUUGUACAGAAUUUACCGAAAAGAGCUAAGAAAUAUAAUUUAGGUAUUGGUGAUGUCUCUUUGGGAAAGUCUUUAUCUGAUGAAGGUUAUCCUGUUAUACUUGAUAAGAAUAUUCAUGAAUUAUUGCGUGGGAUUCGUAUUCACUUUACUCGCUUAGUUAAGACUAUAGGUUCUUCUAUAGGUGAUCUACACAAAUUUCAAGUUGGUUUAGGUCAUAGUUUUAGUAGGAGCAAGUUGCAGUUUGAUCCAAACAAACAAGAUAAGCCAAUAGUACAAUCAAUUGCACUUAUUGAUCGCCUGGACAAAGAUAUUAAUCUAUUUUCAAUGAGGUGUAGAGAGUGGUAUUCAUGGCACUUUCCAGAAUUGGGAAAAAUAUUAACUGAUAACUUGAAGUAUUCAGAAGCAGUUUUAACUAUAGGUAAUAAGGACAAAUUUGAUGAUAAUGAAGAGAACAGGAAGAAACUGUCGCAAAUAAUAAAUGAUUCAAAUUUAGAAGAUGAAGUAUUCUCAGCAAUAUCAGUUAGUAUGGGGCAGGACAUUACAGAAGAAGACAUGGCAACUAUUAUCGAAUUUGCUAAACAAUUACUGGCUUUGUAUAAGCAAAGAACUCACCUGACUAACUACUUAUCCAAUCGCUUAAAUAAUGUAGCACCUAAUUUACAGAGCUUACUAGGAAAUAUAUUGGCUGCAAGACUUAUUGCUCAUGCUGGUAGCUUAGUCAAUUUAGCUAAGUGUCCGGCUUCAACAAUUCAAAUAUUGGGGGCUGAAAAGGCUCUUUUUAGAGCUUUAAAGACAAAGGGAAAUACUCCAAAAUAUGGUUUGUUGUUUCAAUCAAGUUUUAUAGGUAAGGCAGCUCAAAAAAAUAAAGGGAGAGUGUCACGGUAUUUAGCAAAUAAAUGUUCAAUUGCAGCUAGAAUUGAUAACUUUUCAACCUUGACAAGUAAUAUAUUUGGAGAAAAACUGAGACAGCAAGUUGAAGAUAAACUAAAAUAUUUCUCAGAGGGGAUAUCACCGCCUAGAAAUAUUGAUGUAAUGAGACAGGCAGUAUCUGAAUAUAUUGAUAUAGUUAGAAGGGUUGAGAAAAAGAAUAAAAAGAGAAAGAGCGAAAAUCAGCAAGUAGUUGUUGAAUUAUCUGAAGAUAUAGAUGAUUUAAAUAAUAAGAAGAGGAAAAAGGAGUCUAAGAAGAAUAAGAAGUUAAAACAUAAAGAGAAUGGCAAUUAA
Messenger RNA from Cryptosporidium muris RN66, 1470 nucleotides. RefSeq names its product nucleolar protein Nop56, putative. The record is from RefSeq and is a predicted model, not a curated record. Gene Ontology annotation, cellular component: box C/D methylation guide snoRNP complex; small-subunit processome. Gene Ontology annotation, molecular function: snoRNA binding. The transcript has a single exon. NCBI's taxonomy places the organism in Eukaryota, Apicomplexa, Conoidasida, Eucoccidiorida, Cryptosporidiidae. Bases 1 to 1470 code for a protein of 489 amino acids.